AUGCGCGAAACCCUAAAAUUGAAAUCUCUCUCCUCCAGCAGCAGCUUCUCUCUCUUACAACAGCUUCUCUCUCCUCCAACAGCUUCUCUCUCUUCGAGCUUCAACAAUGGAGGACGAUUUAAUCGAUUUGAAUAUCGAUUUAAAUCGCAAAACUUUGAGAAUCAUAGAGAAGUAUAUGAUGUUGAAGAUGAAGAUGAAGGCACAUCUCAGCAAGUUAUGGUUGCAAAUCAAUGUAUUGAAGAAGGUUCAAUAAUACAUUCAAUUGAUACAAACCACAACAUCUUUGAAAAUCCAAAUAAUGAGCAGGAAGAAAACAUUGAUAAAGAAUUAGAUGGCAGUUUAAUUGGAGAAGCAAGGAAAACAACCGAUGAGAUUUAUGAUCUAUAUUGCAAACAUGCUGCUAUUAUUGGUUUUAGUGUACGAAAAGGGAAGAAUAGAUAUAAAGAAGGAACCACAAUUGUUAAUGGAAAAUACUUCUACUGCUCUGCUGCUGGAAUAAGAGACCCUCCUAAAAACAAAGAACUCAAAAAUGAAGAUGAUCAAUCAGAUGCAAAAAAGAAAGAAAGGAGAAAGAGGGUUAUGAUAACAAGAACAAAAUGUGAAGCUCAAAUAUUUGCAAAGAAGAAUGAAAAUGGAGAUUUUGAAAUAGAAAAGCAUGUAGUGGUACAUAAUCACCCAUUGACAAGAGAAAUAAGUAAUUAUCUCCACCGAUCGGAACGACAAAUGACAGAACCUAAAAAAGAAGCUAUUGAGGCAAUGUCAGAAUGUGGUCUAAGACCAAUGGAGUCUUAUAGGUAUAUGUCAACAGAAACUGGCGGAGACGACUGUGUAGGUCAUACGAUGAUUGAUCAUCUAAACUACUGCUACAAGUUAAAAAUGAAGCAAAUUGAUGGCAAGGAUUCACAAACACUAGUGAACAAACUGUAUGACAUACAAUCAAUAGAUCCCGAGUUCUUUUUCAGAGUAAGACUCAAUGCUGAAGGAAAAGUUGAGUGCCUAUUUUGGAGGGAUUCUAUGAUGAGAGAAGAUUACAAAAUAUAUGGAGAUGUUCUAGUUUUUGAUACUACAUUCAGAACCAAUAAGUACAAUCUCAUAUGUGCUCCAUUUGUUGGUAUCAAUAACCAUUGGAAAAACACAAUGUUUGCUUGUGCUUUCAUUGGGGAUGAAACCACAGAAUCUUUCGUUUGGGUGUUUGAAACUUUUCUGAAGGCUAUGGGAGGAAAGCAUCCUAUAUCAAUUUUCACUGAUCAAGAUGCAGCUAUUGCUGCUGGAAUAGAACAGGUUUUUCCUUCUUCAAGACACAGGUUAUGCUUGUGGCACUUGAGUAAAAAUGCAAACAGUAGGUUUGGUUUAUUGAAGUCUGAUAAAAACUUCAAAAACGCAUUCUACAAGUGUUUAAGUGGGUGUAUAACACCAAAUGAUUUUGAAGAAACUUGGAAAUCUAUGAUCAACACUUUUAAGCUGGAAAAAGAUGACUGGUUCAACAGAUUGUAUGGUCUUAAAGAAAAAUGGUGUACAGCUUUAAGUAAAGAUUUUUUUUCUGCCGGUAUACUUUCUUCACAAAGAAGUGAAAGUACAAACCAUGCUGUUGGUUUUAAAGCAAAUAAAAGUACAACAUUAACAGAGUUCUAUAGUAUUUUUCAAGCUACAAUAAAUCGAUGGAGAAAAACCGAAGAAAAAGACGACUUUGACUGUACAAGGGGAAUACCAACUUCAGAGCUAAGUAUGAGUGCUAUAUUAAAACAUGCAGCAAAUGUAUACACGAUAACACUUUUUCGUGAUUUUGAAGAAGAGUUCAAGCUUUCUGUGGCAAGUAGUACAAUGUUCAAGGGAAGUGUAGGAAGAACAAUGUUUUUUGAAGUGUGGAUAGAAGGAAUAACAGAGUAG
Spinacia oleracea (spinach) is the source of this 1887-nucleotide messenger RNA. Its product is annotated as protein FAR1-RELATED SEQUENCE 5-like. Lineage: Eukaryota; Viridiplantae; Streptophyta; Magnoliopsida; Caryophyllales; Amaranthaceae. The transcript is spliced from 5 exons. The coding region runs from base 1 to 1887 and encodes 628 amino acids. The record is from RefSeq and is a predicted model, not a curated record.